GUUGCUCCUGCCUGUCGGUAUCCGUAUCCGGGUCAUUCUGGUGAAAUUGCCCCGGUCCCGUUCCCGCGGGGUCAUUGUGUCGCUGCGGGUUUCCGGUCCUCCUCCCCCUCCCAGGGAGGUUUGUGUGUCGGUGCGGUUGCGGCACCGCCGUUGAGCCGGUUUUUUUGCUUUCUUCUAGUCCCCCUCCCCGUGCUUGCCCUCAUGGAGCCGCCCGGGCAGGUAGGGCGGGGCCCCCGAGAAAGGGAGCACGGCGGACCGGGCCAGAAUCCUGUAGGUAUGGCUUACGUACCAACAGAGGAUGAAAGAAGAAUUUUCAGGGAAUGCAACGAAGAGAGCUUCUGGUAUAGAUCUGUUCCUAUUUCUGCAGUAAGCAUGAUUGUCACUCAGGGCUUAAUUAAGAAAGGAAUUCUCACCACUCAUUCAAGGUUUGGCUCUCUUCCCAAAGUUGCAUUUGCCGGUAUAUGUGGAUAUAUUGCUGGAAAGAUUUCUUACAUGUCGGCCUGCCAGGAGAAAUUCAAGAGACUGGAGAAUUCCCCAAUAGGAGAAAGUAUACGACAAGGGCGCAGACCUCUUCCACAUGAAUAUGCUGCUCAAAAAUCAGAGUUUGCAAAUUUGCCUUCUCAGUCACCUUUUGGAUCUUCUCCAGCAGCUGAAGCCCCACUUUCUUCCAGCUAUUCACAUGAAUAUAGUUCAACAGAUCAGUCCGGCUCUAAUUAUGCACCAGUUCCAUUCAGUUCUUCUCUGAAUGAAUCCUCUCCUACUGGAGUUACUGAACAUAAUGCCCCAGAACCUGUUCCAUUCCUAGAAGAAAGUCCUAAGAGAAAAAGUGUCUCAUACGAGGAGUUAAGGAAUAGAAACAGAGAGACAUAUGAAGGAACAUUAACACAAAAGGCAGAGACUCCAGUCAAGUCUUCACAGGAGAGACCAUUUAAAAAAGAAGGUAAUCUGAUGCUGAAUUGCUGCACUACGUAGUGAACAUGGAUGCCAAAGUAGCGUUGAAAAGGUUAAAGUAAACAAGUAUGGAGAUGCUUGGGAAGAGUGAGAACUGAAUCUUUGCAUGUACUGAAGGAAGUUAUCUUCAAUCAGCUAACUUCAGCUCCAUCUGUGUUGGUCAUGAAUAUCUACACACUUUGGUGUAUUCUGCCAAACUGAAAUAUGUUCUAAUAAAGGAGACUAGAUUUUA
Messenger RNA from Caretta caretta (loggerhead turtle), 1183 nucleotides. The record is from RefSeq and is a predicted model, not a curated record. Lineage: Eukaryota; Metazoa; Chordata; Testudines; Cheloniidae.